Molecule: messenger RNA, 2122 nt
Organism: Amoebophrya sp. A25
Lineage: Eukaryota; Dinophyceae; Syndiniales; Amoebophryaceae
Source: the annotation of a GenBank genome assembly
AGGUAUCAAAUCUAGAUGCAGCUGGAGUAUAUAGAGGCCCCGCAGAGUAUAUAGAAGCCCCACCCCAGACGCAGCUAUUGAGAUUUUCAAUUUUCUACUCCGGUGAUAGAUAGAAUUCCUCCACGCUACUAAUCUUACUAAGCUUGAGAUACAUCGCAUUUUUUCACACGACGCUUGCUUGGCCAAUCUUUCUGAGGUUUUCAAGUAAGAUUAAUGGCUGUUGACUUUUUGUUUUGGGACAUUCUUGUACCUCUCGACUACGUACUAGUAUUAUUACAAUCACCAUCAUCACUGUCAUCAUCACACUGCUCGCUACUUGUGGCGUCACACUUCGUCUACUUUUCUACGUCGCCCACAGAAAAUGUCGUAUGGUUGUCGGCCGCUUGCUAUAGACCACCUUUCAGGUCUUGGUCUCUUUGUCAUUCCGACGCAGCUGCGUGGGCUGCUUAGUAAGGUAUAAUCGUCGUGCUUUGAUGUUGUAGUUAAGGAGAAAGCUAUAAUACGAAUGUUGUUGUGUAGGUCUUUGUGUCGACCUUAUGGAUCUCGACACGCCGCAUCAAUCUACAACAUGAACAUCACGCGGCCUCUAGUUGUUCCUUUUUCCCACACUCUACUCAGCCUGUCACCUCUGCCGCCACUGUCAUGACCAUUUCCGCAAAAAAGCCUGUCGUGGAGCCAGAAUAUACAGUAAAGGUGCAGCGACUGUAUGCGAAGAGAAAGCCGAAUACCAAGGUUUCGUGGGGUGGCUAUGGUUGUGUGCAGAAAAUCUCUGGUAUUCACGACGCUGUAACUACGGAGAACAAGAAUGACACACAGACGAACAAGGGGAAAAAUUAUGACAGGAGAGUUUCACGUGAGUAUUUCUUGUGAGGUGCAUGUUGCUCAUGCUUGCUUCUACGAACAUGAUAAUGCUAUAUGAAAUUGUGUAAUAAUUAGCCAUGCUCGGCCUAUACGAAAUGGAAUAUGUUUACCUGCUCUUGUUAUUUUGUUAUGCCAUGGCCAAUCUGAUCUCAAGAUUGACGACUUCGAAAACCGUAAAUUACACAUCAGCUUGUAAGGCUCUCUCAUGCCAUGUACAACUAAGAAAGCCGCUUCAACGUUAUGCCAAGAGAACUUCUCAGUUGAAGCGGCUUUCGACGUGCCACGCUUUCUUAGUAUUCGUCCCUAGGCUUUCAUACUAUCGCGGCCGAGCCCUCCGGUCCAAAGCACAAGAUACCUUUAUCCCGGAAAACCCUCGAUCCUAGGACAGGGAGUGUCAUAGAAGUAAUCCCGAACGAGCAUUUCGAAGACCGAGCUGCAUUUUGGAAAGCGUGGAGGUCGAACCUGAAGGACAUGAGUUUAUGACGUGACUCAUUCCUACUUUGAGAGUUUUAGAACAUGAUUCGUAAUGAGACAGAUCCCUCUCAUAAUGAUAACAAUGAGACAGAUAUGUCGUGAAGAAGCUCCAGGCAGAGUAUGAAAUUUCCUAUGUUGACAUGUAGCCUCUCUAAUUCCCGCCUACCUCGCGCAAUACGAACAAUUUGGGCCUGAAGUUGAUAACAUCAGUCUGGCGAUUUUCGACUUGAAACGCUACGAAGAUCAUGGAAAGGUGUAGUAGCUUGUGGUUAAGGAGCACGAGCUCACAGUAAUGCAAUUCGCAUGUUGAGUAGCUAAUGUCUAUAAUUUGGAUGUUUUAUGAUUAUGCGUUCAGAGUAGACGGAAAUGCGUUUAUACCUUAUAUAUAAAUAGGUGUGGAAGAUCCUUUGUGCUUACUUACUAUUAAGAAGAUCCGUAUUAUUGUCGAGCAUAUGAAUGAAUUAAGAUUAACAUUAUUCAGUAUGGAAGAUGAUGUAACGAGGGUGUAGCUUUAAUCUUUGGUUGGUGAAUCGUUGUUCUUAACGUUCUCCGACAAAAAUAGUAGUUUUAGCUUUCUUAGAAGUUGAAGUUCUUGUUUCGCACUUUCUGGUCUCGCAUUCCUAGAAGACUAGAGCAUCACAAGUGAAAGGCGAUGAAUAUUUAACAAGGUGCUGCACUCUUACAAGCAGAAGUAGAUAUCGACAUAUCAUGCAUUUCGACAUAUAGUUUUUAAAGAAAACAUUGUAAGACCCAGUGCUGUGAAUGUGAAUGGCGAUUCACUACAUUG